Messenger RNA from Leucoraja erinaceus (little skate), 1852 nucleotides. RefSeq names its product hepatic lectin-like. The coding region runs from base 237 to 1103 and encodes 288 amino acids. The transcript has 10 exons. The record is from RefSeq and is a predicted model, not a curated record. Lineage: Eukaryota; Metazoa; Chordata; Chondrichthyes; Rajiformes; Rajidae.
AACAGUUCGGCGAGGCAGACGGAAGAUUCGCUCGCUUCUCUUUGUUGGAGUCCGGGCUGCAGGGGUUCCAGUGUGGACGGACCGACACCGCCCAGGGAGGCGCGGCGGCGGAUUGCAACCGCUCCACGGCCCAUUGAGAGAGAGGAGAGAGAAACUAACGGCGAGACGUUAAAUAACGGUGAAAGCGUGCACAGCUGCAACCCCAAACUUGUUGACGGGUCACCACCCAACACACCAUGGUGAAGGACGGUGCUGGAGAUCGGCAGGGCAAGGACGAGAUGAAGAUGAAUGUGCGGAACGCAGAGGAUGCCCAGCCUGACGGGACACAGGAGGGAGCAGCGGCAGACGCUGCCAAAGGAACGGCGGGAGCAACGCGAGGAAAACCCUUUGGGAUAGUGAGCUACAUCCUCCUGGGUCUCUUUGUCCUGCUGACGGUGAUGUUUGUCGUGGAGCUGCUGAAGUUCAGACAGAUGUCUGGAGAAAUUAAAGAGCUGAAGGAUAACAUCACAUCGGAACUUGCGAGCAUGAAGCAGGAACUGAUCUCAGUGAUUCGGGUGGAAAACGAACAAUUGGCGGCAGGACAGAGGAACAUAGAAAGCAGGAUUUCCAGCUUGUCGGAUCAGACGCGCAAAUGGCACGGUGACGUGCGCGCUCAGCUCGCGGACAUGAGGGAAAACUGUCGCCCCCGAUUCGAGUGCCCCGACCAGUGGACGUUAUUCAGCCAAAAGUGCUUCUACUUUUCACCAAACUCGGAAGAUUGGGUGUCAUCGCAGAGGCUUUGCACUGCCCAGAUGGCCAACCUGGUUGUGAUCGACAGCUCUGCCAAACAGGCGUUUGUGAAACGAGAGGUCAAGACAACACGACACUGGAUUGGCCUGAAUGAGUCCAGCGUGGAUGGGACCUGGCAUUGGGUGGAUGGUACUGACUACGUUCCUUCACAAACGUUUUGGGCCGACGGAAAACCCAAAAGCACUGGAAGUUACGAAGCUUGUGCUGGUACUAACCGUGAUGGGUCCUGGAUGGUAUACUCGUGUAGUGAAAAAAUGAAUUACAUCUGUGAGCGGCCUGUGUUUUGCCAUUUUAAGAACCCUUCACUUAGUUGAAGAUCUGAAUCUUGUUUGGAAACAUAUUUUCUGAUCCUUUUUUAAGCUAUGUUGUAACCAUGGCCUAACAACAAGAUCAAAUUGCUGCCUGAAACUGAGUGCCAUCAAAUGUAGCGAAGAGGCUGUCCUUUCCAGCUUGUGCAAUGCCCACUAGUAAACUAUGCGUUAGGAAUUUAAUUCUGCAGCUCGAGUGCUUUUUUUUUAACCUGAGAAUAUUCAACACCUUUCCUUUUUUAUGCUUAAAUGUAUAGUUUUCUUUGAUAAUUUAGAUUAGGAUUGUACCAGUGUGUUUCCACAUCUAUCUGUCAAGUGAGAAUUUAACAUUUUCUACGAGAAAGGACACAAAGUGCUGGAGUAACUCAGCGGAUCAGGAGAACAUGGAUCGAUGACGUUUCGUUUCAUGACCCUUCUUUAGACGGAAUCUGUCUGAUCCAAAACAUCACCUACCUAUGUUCGCCAGAUUUCAAGUAACCCUUGCUUUCCCUCUCUCUCCAUUCCCUCCCCUUCCCAGUUCUCCGACCAGUCUCACUGCCUCCUACUACAUUUUAUUUGUUUGCGUUGUUGAUACCACCUUCUUCUGUGAAGGUUGAUGUCAAGGGAGUGGGAGGUACAUAGAUGAAGGUUGAAGGUUGCAAUCUUCCACCCCUGUUGAUACCUUCCCCCAGCUAACAAUAAUCCUUCUAUAUUUCUACAUUUUCCUUGAUAUCCAUUCCCUUUUUCCUGUUUCACACCUUACACCUCCUUAUCUA